CCUACAGUUCGUCCCCGGCCUUCACCCUGUGACAGACGCUUGGCUCAAGAUGAACCUCAACUUCACCGCCCCUCUACACCCAGCGUCUUCUCAGAGGCCCACGUCCUUCUUCAUUGAGGACAUCCUGCUGCACAAGCCCAAGCCACUAAGGGAGAUGGCCCCUGACCACUUUGCCAGCUCUCUGGCCUCCCGGGUGCCUCUGCUAGACUACGGCUACCCCCUCAUGCCCACACCCACCCUCCUGGCUCCUCACCCCCAUCACCCUCUGCAUAAGGGAGACCAUCACCACCCUUAUUUCCUCACCACCUCGGGGAUGCCUGUGCCGGCGCUGUUUCCGCACCCCCAGCACACCGAGCUGCCCGGGAAGCACUGCCGCCGCCGCAAAGCUCGCACGGUUUUCUCGGACUCGCAGCUCUCCGGCCUGGAGAAGAGAUUCGAGAUCCAGCGCUACCUGUCCACGCCAGAGCGGGUGGAGCUGGCCACGGCCCUCAGCUUGUCCGAGACGCAGGUGAAAACGUGGUUCCAGAACCGGCGGAUGAAGCAUAAAAAGCAGCUGAGGAAAAGUCAGGACGAGCCCAAAGCGCCAGAUGGGCCCGAGAGCCCUGAGGGCAGCCCCCGCGGCCCCGAGGCCGCAGGUGCAGAGGCUCGGUUGGGCCUGCCCGCUGGCCCCUUCGUGCUGACCGAGCCCGAGGACGAGGUGGACAUUGGGGACGAGGGGGAGCUGGGCCCAGGGCCGCACGUGCUCUGA
Molecule: messenger RNA, 748 nt
Organism: Lutra lutra (Eurasian river otter)
Lineage: Eukaryota; Metazoa; Chordata; Mammalia; Carnivora; Mustelidae
Gene: BSX
Product: brain specific homeobox
Exons: 3
Coding region: 50-748 (232 amino acids)
Biological process (GO): regulation of DNA-templated transcription
Molecular function (GO): DNA binding; DNA-binding transcription factor activity, RNA polymerase II-specific
Source: RefSeq, a predicted model, not a curated record